AUGGGAGUGGGCGCGAUCCUGGAACCGUUAGUCGUCAUCGUGCUUCUUUUCGGAGGCACUUGGAUUAACCGAUCAACUGCUCCCUUCUCUGCUACACGAUCAGCUCGUCGCCGGUCUGACCCUGUUCACCUAUCGCGUGACCCUUCUCCCGACUCCAUCGAAUCCGGUCUUCAAACCCCCACCGUCAAAGAUGGCCUGCUAAAUCGGCGCGCGAUAUCUCCUUCUCUGCUGCAGCUGGAACAAGAGCCCGCUAGAUGGCGUAAGAGGACUAUCGGCCUCCUCCGCUGGACCACCGAUGCGACAUCUCCAAACACCGCGAUUUUCCAAGAUCGUUUCCUCAGCCGCCUACUACGCAAGCUUCCCUUCCUCGCCGAAUGCUGGUAUUGGGCGUUGGUAUACUGGACGUACCAACUUGGACGAGCUUUCACCGCCGUUACGCUCCAAGAAGGAACUGUCGAUGUAGCAAGGAAACAUGCUCUACAGCUUAUCCGGAUUGAGAAGGCCAUUGGGAUCUUCUGGGAGGUCCCGAUCCAGCAAUUUUUCCUGCGCCAUGGCACUCUGAUGACCUGGAUUAACUGGAUCUACUCCUUCAUCCACAUCCCCGGAACCAUUGCGUUCCUCGUCUGGCUAUACUACUACACCAUCACGCGCAACCGGUUCGAUGAGUCUCAGCCAGGCAAGCCUCGCGGCGUCAUGAGCGGAUCUCCUGCCGGCCCGCGCCUCUACCAAGCUCGCAGACGGACGCUGGCGGUGUGCAACCUUCUCGCGUUCGUCGUCUUCACCCUGUGGCCAUGCAUGCCGCCUCGGCUAUUGAGCGACAAGAGCGUCGAAGGGCCGGAUGGGGAACUCGGACGCAGCUAUGGCUUUGUAGACACGGUGCAUGGAGCCAAUGGUGCAGGGAGCGUUUGGACAGAAAACCGAUUCUGUAACCAAUACGCCGCCAUGCCCUCCCUGCAUUUCGGGUAUUCCCUAAUGAUUGGCUUGACUAUCAUGACCAUUCCCCUGCCCCCGCAGCAUCGACGUGCGAUCACGAAACCCCGCUGGCUUCCGUGCUGCUUCGGGAGGAGAAUGCCGUCGUGGCGUCGCAUGAUCUGUCUGGCCGUGGGAUUCGCCUAUCCAUUUAUUAUUUUGGUGGCGAUUGUGGCGACGGCCAAUCACUUCAUCCUCGACGCGGUGGCUGGGGCUGUGGUGUGCGCUGUCGGAUGGUGGUCGAACGGCAUUUUGCUCAACCUGUUGCCAGUGGAGGACUACUUCCUGUGGGUUGUCCGGAUACACAAGCCGGAACCGACAGCCACGGAGGUUGACGAUAUCGAUGGAUGGUUGGACGACAAUACUCCUGAGCAUACUGCCCUUCCGGAGUAA
This is a messenger RNA of Aspergillus terreus NIH2624, 1362 nucleotides long. RefSeq names its product phosphatase PAP2 family protein. The record is from RefSeq and is a predicted model, not a curated record. NCBI's taxonomy places the organism in Eukaryota, Fungi, Ascomycota, Eurotiomycetes, Eurotiales, Aspergillaceae. Bases 1 to 1362 code for a protein of 453 amino acids. Gene Ontology annotation, molecular function: inositol phosphoceramide synthase activity. The transcript has 3 exons. Gene Ontology annotation, biological process: sphingolipid biosynthetic process; inositol phosphoceramide metabolic process. Gene Ontology annotation, cellular component: inositol phosphoceramide synthase complex.